This is a messenger RNA of Ictalurus furcatus (blue catfish), 6099 nucleotides long. It is a transcript of the gene pbrm1, whose product is annotated as polybromo 1. Gene Ontology annotation, molecular function: protein binding; chromatin binding. Lineage: Eukaryota; Metazoa; Chordata; Actinopteri; Siluriformes; Ictaluridae. The coding region runs from base 224 to 5368 and encodes 1714 amino acids. Gene Ontology annotation, cellular component: RSC-type complex. Gene Ontology annotation, biological process: chromatin remodeling. The record is from RefSeq and is a predicted model, not a curated record. The transcript has 28 exons.
CUUCACAACUGCCCAAUCAUAUGCCGGCUUGACAGUCCGAGAGCCAAUCCGAGCGCAGGAGGCGGGAUGUCCUGGUAUACGGGUGCAAAAAAAUAACGUACUCCAAAUGGUUAAUUUUUUUCUCUCCCUCGUAAUAAAUCAAUCAGGCUUUUGCGAAUGUUUUGCUCACGUUCUCAAAGACGGCUGAAAAGAAACUGCAGGAACCUUCACCUUCACAUUCAGCAUGGGCUCUAAGCGGAGGAGGGCCACCUCCCCGUCCAGCAGCGUGAGCGGUGGAGACUUUGAAGACAGCCAGCCGGCGCCGACCUCCUCGUCCAGCCGCAAGAGAAGAAGAACAGCGAACAUUCCUACGGUUGAUCCUAUAGCAGUGUGUCAUGAACUUUACAACACUAUCAGAGACUAUAAGGAUGACCAGGGCAGGAUGUUGUGCGAACUCUUCAUCAGAGCGCCAAAGAGGAGGAACCAGCCCGAUUACUACGAUGUGGUGUCACAGCCUAUCGACAUGAUGAAGAUCCAGCAGAAGCUGAAAAUGGAGGAGUACGAUGACGUGGAGCAGCUCACGCUCGAUUUCCAGCUUCUCUUUAACAACACUAAGACCUACUACAAACCUGAAACCCCAGAAUACAGAGCUGCUUGUAAGUUAUGGGACCUUUACAUUCGCACCAAGAAUGAGUUUGUGCAGCGAGGAGACUAUGACGAAGAUGAUGACGACGGUGACGAUGCGCGAGAAACUCCAGGAGGUGCCAUGGAAGACGAGGCGAGAGUGGACAGAGAACAUUUUCAAAUUGUGCUUAAGAUGAUGCGAAUAAAACAGUGCCGUGUGAGCUUGAGUAACGAGUUGUGUCCGGUUCUUCCUCAGGCUGCAGCCAGUCUUAAGGAGGUUCUGGAGCAGCUGCUCGACACGGUGUUGAAACACGGUGAACACGGACGACUAGUCAGCGAACUCUUCCAGAGACUUCCUUCUAAAAUACAAUAUCCUGAUUAUUACGCUAUUAUCAAAGAGCCAAUAGAUCUCAAGGCCAUUGCACAAAGGAUACAGAUUGGCUACUACAAAAGCGUGAAUCAUAUGUCCAAGGACAUUGACCUGCUAGUCAAAAAUGCUAAAACAUACAAUGAACCUGGUUCCCAGGUGUUCAAGGAUGCAAACACGAUCAAAAAGGUAUUUUCUCAGAGGAAGAUGGAGCUCGAGCACAUGGAGCCUAUAAAAAGCAGCAUCCGCAUCAGGUUAGUUCCUCCAAACACGUGUUUCUUCUCUACCUGUAAUGCAGGAAGCCGACAGAGACUGAGCGGUGCAGAAAACUUUGUAUGCAAUAGUGUUUGGUUUUGUUUUGGCUUAAUUAGGAACAGAAAAUCUGUGCACGGAGACAGACUCUCCUCAAUUACCAUGGCUUUACAGUACGGUUCAGAGAGUGAUGAAGAUGGCAUCCUUACAGGCUCUGUGCAUUAUGACGAGGGCGAAUCAGAGGCUGAGAGCAUCCACUCCAACAUGGACAUGUCCAAUCCCAUCUUCCAGAUGUACGAGGCUAUACGAGGCGGCAGGAACAGUCAAGGGCAGCUCAUAGCUGAGCCUUUUCUUCAGCUGCCCUCCAGGAAGGACUACCCAGACUACUACCAGCAGAUUAACCAGCCCAUCUCCCUCCAGCAGAUUCGCGAUAAGAUGAAGAACAAUGAAUACGAGAGCGUGGAGCAGAUGGACGCUGAUCUGAAUUUGAUGUUUGAAAACGCAAAGCGCUACAACGUCUCCAACUCCCACAUCUACAAACGGGCUCUGAAACUGCAGCACAUUCUUCAGCUGAAAAGGAAAGAGCUAGGAAGGCGAGAAGAUGAGGAUGGCGACAGUAUGCUGUCCUCCACCCUGUCAGAUGGCAGCACCACCAAACGCAAGAGUUAUAAAAAGAACACAAAGAAGAACCGUUUGAAGUCUCUGUACCAGGCCGUGACUGAGGCUCGAGAACUGGGUACCGGUCGUAGACUCUGUGACUUAUUCAUGGUCAAACCUUCUAAGAAAGACUAUCCAGACUACUACAAGAUCAUACUCGAGCCCAUGGACCUGCGCACUAUAGAACACAACAUCCGCGCAGACAGAUACGCCAACGAGGAUGCCAUGGUGGAGGACAUGAAGCUGAUGUUCCGCAAUGCCAGACACUACAAUGAAGAAGGCUCACAGGUGUAUAAUGAUACUAACACUCUGGAAAAGAUUAUGCGGGAGAAAAAGCGAGAACUCGGGCCUGCACCAGAAGACGAAGACAUCAUCUCACCAAAACUCAAAAUAAGAAAGAGUGGCAUCUCCCCAAAGAAGUCCAAAUACCUGACGCCUCUGCAGCAGAAACUGAACGAGCUCUAUGAGGCGGUGAAGAACUACACAGACAAGCGAGGCCGUCGCCUCAGCACCAUCUUCCUGCGUCUGCCGUCCCGAUCCGAACUGCCGGACUACUACCUGGCCAUCAAGAGGCCUAUAGACAUGGAGCGGGUCAAAAGCCACAUGCUGGCCAACAAGUACCAGGACGUGGACGCUCUAGUUGAGGACCUUGUGCUGAUGUUUAACAACGCGUGUACCUAUAAUGAGCCUGAGUCGCUCAUCUACAAAGAUGCUCUGGUGCUUCACAAGGUCCUUCUGGAGACCAGGAGGGACUUGGAAGGAGGUGACGACUCCAACGUUCCAGACGUGCCUCGCCUCAUCCAGGACCUGAUUCGCAGCCUCUUCGUUUCAGUUCUGGGUCACCAGGAUGACGAAGGUCGUUGCUAUAGUGACUCGUUGGCCGAGGUCGCAGCCGAGGACCCAGCCAAUCCCGACAGGCCUCGGCUGAACUUCGAGAUCGUACGGGCUAAUGUGGAGAAAGGGUGCUACAAGAGGUUGGAUGUCUUCCAGGACCACAUGUUUGAAGUGCUAGAGAAGGCCAGGAGAAUGCAUAGGACGGACUCUGAGAUCUUUGAGGAUGCGGUAGAGCUACAGCACUUCUUAAUCCGGAUCAGAGAUGAACUGUGUAAGAACGGAGAGAUCCUGCUCAGCCCGGCACUCAGCUACACCUCCAAACACUUGCACAGUGAUGUGGAGAAGGAGAAGAAAGAGAAGCUGCCCAGAGAGUUUGAGGAAGACAAGCUCAAAAGGGAGGAGGAGAAAAAAGAAGCAGAGAAAAGUGAGGAAUCAUCUGCCGGGACUUGGCAGGGAGGCCUCCAGCGCACCUACAGCCAGGACUGCAGUUUUCGUGACAGAAUGUAUCACGUAGGGGACUACGUCUAUGUAGAGCCUGCUGAGGCGAACCUCCAGCCCCACAUCGUCUGCAUAGAGCGCCUGUGGCAGGACGACACAGGAGAGAAAUGGCUUUAUGGCUGCUGGUUUUACAGACCCAAUGAGACUUUCCAUCUCGCCACACGCAAAUUUCUGGAGAAGGAAGUCUUUAAAAGCGACUACUACAAUAAAAUUCCCGUUAACAAAAUUCUGGGCAAAUGUGUUGUCAUGUUUGUUAAGGAAUACUUCAAGCUCAGCCCCGAGGGCUUUAGACCCGAGGACGUGUUUGUCUGCGAGUCCCGUUACUCAGCCAAAACCAAGUCGUUCAAAAAGAUCAAGAUGUGGACCAUGCCUCUGAGCUCGGUCAAGUUCAUCCCUCGGGACGUGCCGUUGCCGGUGGUCCGGGUGGCGUCCAUGUUUGCACCGAAACCAGAAAGCGAGAAAGCUGCCGAGCCGACAGAGGACAACAAAAUUGUAGCCUCGGUUAUUGAUAAGGAGAAGGAGGACGUCCCUGUGGAGAUGAGCAACGGUGAGCCGGGCUGUCAGUAUUACGAUCAGCUCUGCUAUAACGACAUGUGGCUCAAAGUGGGAGACUGCGUCUACAUCCGCUCUCACGGCCUAGUGCGCCACCGUGUGGGCAGGAUCGAGAAAAUGUGGGUACGGGACGGGGCCGCCUACUUUUUCGGGCCCAUCUUCAUCUAUCCCGAGGAGACCGAACACGAGCCCACCAAGAUGUUCUAUAAAAAAGAGGUGUUUCUAAGCAAUCUCGAGGAGUCCUGCCCCAUGACCUGCAUUACUGGGAAGUGCGCAGUGUCUUCAUUUAAAGACUACCUGUCGUGCCGUCCGACCGAAGUGCCUGAAGAUGACGUGUUGCUGUGUGAGAGUCGCUACAUUGAGAGCGAGAAGCAGAUGAAGAAGUUUAAAGGGCUGAAGCGAUUCUCUCUCUCCGCCAAAGUAGUGGAGGAUGAAAUCUAUUAUUUUAGGAAGCUGAUCGUGCCUCAGAAGGAACCGUCUCCACUGCUGGACAAGAAGAUCGAGGAGCUGGAGGCCAAGUUUGCCGACAUGACAGACGAAGAGCUGGAAGACCUGGGUGAUGACGAUGGGGAUGGCUUGGACGGCCAGGGAAUGUCUCAGCUCCAGACGCCGCUACACAGCGAUCUGGACAUGUUGUCAUACACACCGAUACAGUCCACACCAAAAUCCUUUAAGGGCCUGUCAAAGAAGGAGGGCGCGAAGAGGAAGAUCAACAUGAGCGGGUAUAUCCUGUUCAGCAGCGAGAUGCGGGCGGUGAUCAAGGCCCAGCACCCGGACUUCUCUUUCGGUGAGCUCAGCCGUCUCGUGGGCACCGAGUGGAGAAAUCUGGAGUCGGCCAAGAAAGCUGAGUAUGAAGAAAGGGCAGCCAAAGUGGCGGAGCAGCAGGAGCGCGAGAGAGCGGCUCAGCAGCAGAACUCCCCGAGAGCAGGUACCCCAAUAGGGGCGCUUAUGGGGGUGGUGCCCCCUCCGAGCCCUAUGGGGAUACUUAACCACAGCAUGACGCCUAUGGCAGGCAUGAUGGGUAGCCUUCUUCGGCCACCCAUGCUGCCGCUGCCAGGUCCAAUUGAUGGCUUUGUUAGCAUGGCUGGCAUACCGCCGCAUUUGCUGCCUGUCUUACACCGCCAUCUCCCGUCGGGCAUGUACAGCUUCCCUGGCAUGCCGUACCUGGGUAUGAAUGGAAUGGGCCCUGGAUCUGCAGGAAACCCCUAUGGAGCCCAGACAGGCAUGAUCGGGGCCAAUCAACAGGCCCCGCCCCCUUACCCAGGACAAGGCCAGGUAGGCCAGCCCUCCCUCCAACAGCCCUCCACCCCGAUAUUCGUGGCUCCUCCACCGAAACCACAACGGCUCCUCCACUCUGAGGCCUACCUGAGGUACAUGGAGGGGCUCAACGCAGAGUCGUCUACUGUCAGCAAAUGGGACCAGACAUUGUCAGCUCGAAGGAAAGACGUACGCCUCACGAAAGAACAGGAGAGCAGACUUCCGUCUCACUGGCUGAAGAGCAAAGGGGCGCACAGCACCAUGGCCGACGCCCUGUGGCGACUGAGAGACCUCAUGUUAAGAGACACACUAAACAUCAGACAAACAUACAACAUCCAAAACAUCUAAACCAGUACAGAAGUGCCACAGCGGCAUUGCACAUAUCAGUCUCCUAAUCCACCUGACUAGACUCAUCGGCUUUAACAUCAAUCUGGAUAAGCUGAAUCGCGAGGCUUCACGUGAAGGAAACAGUAAACUGUGGUACUCUGAGACCCGACCCGAUUAAUCAAAACCAUUCCUGUUCAUUCACUAACACAAGCGUCACCUUUAGAGUUCGAAUGUGUUGUUUUGUAAAAGGUCCACCGUAGUCCUUUGUUUUCCUGUGUGUGUGUGUGUGUGUGUGUGUGUGUGUGUGUGUGUGUGUGUGUGUAAUUUGACUCCUAGCACUUUGAAUGAAUUUGUGUUUUAGUUUGAUAUUAACUGUUGCUCUAAGAUAGAGAUUUUCAUUGAAUCUUCUACGACUGUUGAUGCCUUCAUUUUCCAUGCACCAUUUAUAAGAUAGAGACUUUCAUACAGUGUUACGAAACAGUUGUCGAUUACUUUAUUUGUUUUGUAUCCUUGGUUAGGAAAGUAAAAUCGUCUUAAUGUUGCCUGUGAGCAUUUUGAAUGCAGCUUUAGUUCAGUAAAGUGGUUCCCUACCAGAAGUAGGUGGGUUGUUUUUUUUUUUUGUUUUUUGGUGUUGCUGUUUUCACAAGAAGGGGUGACCUUCUUAUAUUUUCAUUUAGAUGAGCUUUAAAGAAUUUCAUACAGCGAAUAUCUGCUGCUGAACCAGUGCUUCAAUAAAACUGCCAUUCACAGUG